Molecule: messenger RNA, 2395 nt
Organism: Capsaspora owczarzaki ATCC 30864
Lineage: Eukaryota; Filasterea; Ministeriida; Capsasporidae
Exons: 8
Coding region: 1-2337 (778 amino acids)
Molecular function (GO): protein binding
Source: RefSeq, a predicted model, not a curated record
AUGAACGGUCUGGUCUGUGCUGCGGGUCCCGGCGGCCAGUGGAGCGAGACGACUAAAGCGCUUGAAACGCUCAUCGAGCUCUGCAAGUGCUCUGCCUGCAACCAAAUCAUGAAGAAUGUGCAUUCAACAUUCACAUGCGAGCACUUUUUCUGCGAAGCAUGCAUCAAAGACGAAAUCAACGAUCAUUCCAAGUGCCCAGAAUGCCAAAGCCCCGCAUGGAUCAAGGACAUCCGCGCCAACCCUCAAAUUCAAGGAAUCGUGUCGUGCUGCGAAUCCCUUGUUUCGAUCUUUCGAAAGCGCGUGCCGACGUUGCCAGAUCUGACACGGGCGCUGUCGUCAAUGCAUGUCGCAGACAAUGGCCAACAGCAGCUGCCCACACUUUUGCCUACACCAGCCGCCAGUGAUUACCAACACGAGCAGGCGGACAUUGAAACCCAAAUGUCCGAGCCCGAGGCAGAGUCGCCGCCGCACGACACACGAGCCAAUGCUCGUGCUGCACCCAUCUUGCCAGCUGCCAUGUCGCUCCGUCGACAAAACGCACCAAUGAUUAUCUUUGACGAGACGACUCGCACAACCGACUCGGACGCGUCGUCUGAAACUCCUCGCCGCUCGGCUGCUGCCAGCAGGUUGGCGGGAGCAACCAACCAGUCGACGACUCCUGCCUCCUCGAAACGUCUAUUUUCCAAUCUGACCAACCAAGCGGAAGCCCAAACGACGAGCACCGCAAAGGGGAAGGAUUCUGCAAAAGACGCAACGUUGCACACCUCCAAGAGAGGCCGGCUCGAUUCGGACAGCGAUGUGAGCAGCUCCAACUCGCGACCAGCAAGUCCCGCGCCUCGUCACAGCAGUACGGAGGGCUGGAGCUGUGCAUCGUGUACACUGUCUAAUGCCGCCACUGCUGACGCCUGCACUCUUUGCGCUGCGCCGCGUCGAGCGAGCACGGCGCGUGCCAAAUCGGCAGUUGCCAACCGACAAAGCAGGCUCUUGCAAGGAGCCAUCUCCACUGCUCGUGGUGGCGGUCAUGCUGGUGCCACACACGAGCGCCCUUUGGCUACCAAGCCUGCAGCGGGCGCUUCUGCUGCCGCAACGUCCCGUCCCGAGCGAGCCAGAGCUUCGUCAACCAGGCCAACCGCGCCAGCGGCACCUGUCGCGAGCCAGACCGCAACACCCACAUCCCAGGUGUUCACUUCACCGUCGCUUGGACGAAAGACAAAGCGCAAUCCCAAGGGCGAAACCUCUCUGCAUGUGGCUGCAAAGAAGGGCGCCAUGGAUCGGCUGGCCGAGUUGCUUGAAGCCGGAGAGAAUCUGGACGACACGGACAACGCCGGCUGGACGCCUCUGCAUGAAGCAUGUACUCACGGGCAUGUUGAAGCGGUGCGCAUGCUGCUGCAAUACGGUGCCAAUGUCAACUUUCCCGGAUUCGAGAAACUCACGCCUCUGCAUGAAGUGCUGAACAGCGGAGACGUCAAUCUCGAGCUGGUUCGCGUUCUGCUCGAACAUGGUGCCAAUCCGGAUGCCGUUGAUAUGCGAAGCCAGACACCUCGACAAUUAGCUGCAGGAAACGAAGAAAUUCUUGCUCUGCUCAAUACCAAGCUGACACCAGCUGCACCCAAACAGCGAAGAGUCCCAGCCGCCGCUGCCGCCAACACCAACAGCUCGAGCAUGCUCGCAACUGCGCGUGCCAACCCGGGCCCGUUUGUCGUGUUGUCGACUGGCUUGCAAAAGGAGCAGCGCUCCGCUUUGGAGAAGCUUGUGACGCGGCUGGGUGGCAAGGUUGUGACGACGUUCGAUGCGACUGUCACACACGUUGUCACCGAGUCGGACGCAAACCGCGUCUGCCCACGCACGCUCAAGUAUGUGUGCGCAGUCUUGGCCGGGUUGUGGAUUGUGUCGUUUGACUGGAUUACCGAGUGCUCGCGACGUGGAGCGUGGGUUGCGGAAGAGGCGUUUGAAAUUCAAGGUGCUGCGCACGGUGCUGGCGCGCCAACCAAAGGCCGGCUCAAUCGUGAGGCUGGUCGACCUCGCCUGUUUGAGGGAUGCACGGUAUAUCUUGUCGGGGAGUUCAAGCCGCCGGCACUUUCGGUCUCUGACUUGGAGCUGCUUGUUCGGAUUGGCGGUGGCCAGGCCAAGAAGCAGGCGACUGCUCCAUCCACUCGCGACCACCCGGCGCAGCGUCAUGUGCAUGCCGCGGCUGGAGCUGAUGUGUACGACCGUUUUGUCAUUACCGAAAAGCCGACAUCCAAAGAUGGCGUGCAUCGACAGGUGUGCUUUGGCUCUGUGCCGUGGCUGCUCGAUUGUGUGACUCGGUUUGAAUUGUUUGAGCCCGUCCCCGUCUAGUAGAACACUUGCGAGACUUUCUUGUUUGUUGAGAGAUUGUUAAUACAAAACAUGGCGA